Molecule: messenger RNA, 1032 nt
Organism: Closterium sp. Naga37s-1
Lineage: Eukaryota; Viridiplantae; Streptophyta; Zygnematophyceae; Desmidiales; Closteriaceae
Source: the annotation of a GenBank genome assembly
AUGUGUCAUGAUUGCGCAGUAAUUGUGCCGUUUAGAUUACCCUCUCGCCGCCUUCCUAUCCCGCCUCACUCGUCCUCCCGACUCACUCGUCCUCGCGCCGUCCGUCCCGACGCCGUCCCGUCGCCCGAAUUGUCGCCUCCAUCGACGUCGCCCUCGCUAUCUUCCGUCGCGGCCCUCCCCUCAGUUCGCGUCGCCACGCUAUCUCUCCCCUCCCCUCCCAUCGCCUUUCCUCUCCCGUCGCCUUUCCUCUCCCGUUGCCCUUCCACCGUCGCUUUCCUCUCCCUUCGCCUUUCCUCUCCCGUUGCCCUUCCUCUCCCGUCGCUUUCCUCUCCUGCCGCCCUUCCUUCUCUCCCGCCGCCCUUCCUUCUCUCCCGUUGCCCUUCCUCUCCCGUCGCUUUCCUCUCCCGCCGCCCUUCUUUCUCUCCCGCCGCCCUUCCUUCUCUUCCGUCGCCCUUCUCUCCCGUUGCCCUUCCUCUCUCCCGUCGCCCUUUCUUUCUCCCGUCUCCUAUCCUCUCUCCCGUCACCCGUCUUCUCUCCCGUCGCCCCUCCCCUCCCGUCUUCCUCUCUUCCGUCGCCCUUCAUCUCUCCCGUCCCAUCAUCCACCUCGGCAUCGCCCAUUGUAUCCACCCGGUUCAUCACCGACCUCGUCGCCUUCACUCUUGCUAUGUAAUGCCCUCUCUGCGCCCUUCCUCCCUCCCCUCACAAUCUGUCUUUCCUCCCCGCCUCCCGUUCCUCUCUCCCCUUCCAUCCUGUCGUUCCUCUCUACCCUCCCAUCCCGUCGUUCCUCCUCUCUACCCUCCCAUCCCGUCUUUUCUCUCUCCCCUCCCAUCCCGUUGUUCCUCCUCUCUUCCCUCCUAUCCCGUCGUUCUUCCUCCCUCCCCUCCCAUCCUGUCGUUCCCCCUCUCUCCCCUUCUCUCCCGUCGGCCCCCUUGUCCCCAGUCCCUUCUCUUCGGCGUCGACCAAUCAACCGUCUCGACACCCUUCCUCUUUUCGUACAUCAUUCAUUUCUUUAUUUCUAUCUUCUUCGCCUGA